Plenodomus lingam JN3 is the source of this 1905-nucleotide messenger RNA. RefSeq lists its product as uncharacterized. The record is from RefSeq and is a predicted model, not a curated record. Lineage: Eukaryota; Fungi; Ascomycota; Dothideomycetes; Pleosporales; Leptosphaeriaceae.
AUGAAGAUGGGCCAAUUCCCCGAACCGGAGGCAGCUGCUAAAGCAUCUUUACAUUUUCUGACCAUCUUGCUAAUGUUGAUCCCGCUUGCUCAUACUACCGUCGCAUCUCAUAUCGCUCAAAGAGACUUUGAUAGCCACAUGGAUCCCUGGUCGAGCUUGGAUGCGAACGACUCGUCUCCCUUAGAAUGCCUGCAGGUCGCACCUCCAGUUUUGAGCCCAGCUGGGGGAUGUCAGCAGACGCUGAUGAUCCACACUUUUGCUCAAUCUUACGGACAGCCCUUCUACAGUCCGCCUGCGUGCGGGUUCAAUCGAAUCACCAUUAACUUCACCGUAACGUCUACAGGACGACAAUUCGAUAGACUCGCGCUGAUGUAUCUCGGCGACACCGAGGUUUUUCGUACAUCAACUGCAGAGCCUACCAAGAAUGGAAUCAUUUGGACCUAUGUAAAAGACAUGAGUGCUUAUCUUUCCUUGUUCAGCUCGCCACAGAAAGUAAUUUUCGAUCUGGGAAACGCUGUCAAUCAAAACUAUACUGGCCUUUGGGAUACCACGCUUACCGCAACGUUUUUCUCCGCCAAAGACGACAUACACCCUGCUGAUUUGAUCGUCCCUGUUUCGGCUCGGCGAUCCGCUGACAGCGCCGCAAGCGCGUUCAUCAUUCCUGAGACACGAGCAAGGAAUACUUUCAGUCUCCCUCAAAACAUGAAGAAAGCAGUAUUUUCGGUAUCAGCCUGUGGGCAAGCUGAAGAAGAGUUCUGGUGGGCCAAUGUCCUUACUUCUGAUCUCAAUGCCUUUGGAAAUGAAACUACGCUUUAUGGUCACUCCGCGUUCAGAGAAAUCCAAGUACUCAUCGAUGGACACUUGGCAGGCGUGGUGUGGCCUUUUCCCAUCAUUUUUACUGGGGGUGUUGUCCCCGGAUUUUGGAGGCCCAUUGUAGGAAUUGACGCAUUCGAUCUCAAAGAGGAUGAGAUCGACAUUACGCCCUUUAUACCCAUGUUAAGUGAUGGCGAAGAUCACUCGUUCGAGAUCCUUGUCUUGGGCGUUGAAGACGAUGGCUACAGUGAUCCCACGGUACAAGCUGUUGUCGGAAGUAAUUGGAUAGUGACCGGCAAAAUUUUUCUAUGGCUGGACAGCGAUUCUUCUACAGCAUUUGGCAAUCCUCCGAUCAUUUCAGCUCCUAAGCCCUCGAUAAAACUACAAUCAACGAGAAAAUAUGGCGCAAAUGGAACAGUUAGCUCCUUAGACUACUCGAUUGAGGUGAAUCGCAACAUAUAUAUUGAGUCCACGAUGGAUAUCCUGGCUGGUCCCGAGACCGUAUACUGGAAACAAGAUCUUGUCUUCGCAAACACCGCCACACUCAGCAAUAAAGGCAACGACCAAAUCGUAGAGCAAAGCACCAAAGGAACUGAUACAGCGUCUUCAAGCUAUGUCAGAACUUUCUCGUAUCCCCUGCAAAUCAACUCGUCAUACAACGCUCCCGCUCACGGAAACGUGACUAUUAACGGAAGCUUCGAUAGGGCGAAGAUCAGCCACCAGCUCAGCGAUCUGGCUUUCCCCAAUGACUAUAAGACCUUUGACUAUUACUAUGCUCGCCCUGCUGUAGCAUCGGUACCAAGGUUAUCGGGCUCAAACGUCCACAAUUGGCAGAAAGGCAUGGCGAGGUAUACUUCCGACCCUUCCGCGAACGUGAAGACGUCAGACAGUUUUGGUAGCACAGAACAGCGAUGCACGUUGACAGGUGUUGGUGGUACCUCGAUCGCCGUGGUCCAGGGUGAUACAGGCGAUGGUCGCACGACAAGUCUCGGCCAAACCGAUGAGUUGUGGGAGAGGCACAUGAAAGCCACCAAUAGCACGAUAGACUUCGAUGAGCAGCGUUUCAGUGGUCAGGCUGAAGCGGAGAAAUAG